CUUUACUGCUUAGGGCUACGGUUAUUACAGUGAGAAACCUGCCCGUGAAAAAUACUCGUAAUUACUUUUGGCACUCAAACAAACAGUACCAAACCGCGCCUCGCCUUUCACCAAUGCCCGUUGCUCCACCGGUACCUGCCCAGACUCCAGCUGCUUCACUUCUAGCAAGCGUCAACGCGACGACCACACGAGAAAAGAGUCCAAUCCGCCGUUUGUUGGUCAGAUCCUACGGCCCAUACUGGUGCAUACAAAGGUAUGCCUCUGGGCCUACCGUCCCAUUCCGGAGAUAUUCUCAUAUCCACGACCCGCUCUUUGAAUGUCACGUAGCCUUCGUGCCAUUUUUGCAAGAAGAGAGAACGAUGUCCAUUUAAUGCAGGCAAUUCUUCCACAUCGCGGUGUAAAAAAGAGUUGACAUCUCCGCGGCCGCCCUCCUGCUUUAGAGCGCGCUCCAAUAUCGCGCUCCUGACUCUAUAAUCGACUGCUCGGUUGUUUUUUUUUUUUUUUUUG
Aspergillus glaucus CBS 516.65 is the source of this 507-nucleotide messenger RNA. RefSeq lists its product as uncharacterized. The record is from RefSeq and is a predicted model, not a curated record. The coding region runs from base 114 to 371 and encodes 85 amino acids. The transcript has 2 exons. NCBI's taxonomy places the organism in Eukaryota, Fungi, Ascomycota, Eurotiomycetes, Eurotiales, Aspergillaceae.